AUGAACCCAUAUGCAUCAGACGAUUUCAGCAGAAUGAAAGUCAAGUCAGAGCCUAAGCCACCUAAGCCUGAAGAAAAUCCAGACAUGAUAGACCAUCCAUUUUUUGAAGGCAAGAAACUUGAGAUGUCUAAAAAAGAGUUAAAAGCUUUCACAAUGGCAAUGGAACAACCUGAAUUCAAAACCUUAAUGGCGGACUAUGUUAAGGAAAUUUCAGAUCCCAAUAACAAGCAAGAGUAUGAAACUUAUCUUAGGUAACUUGAAGAGUCAGGUGAUCUCCCAGUUGGUACAAAACUUAUCGAGCCAACAGGAUUGUAUUGCAUUAAGACAACUGCAAAGAAGUUGGUCAGUGAUACUAAUAAGCAGUAUUUCGAUCAAAAGACAUUCAUUAACGUUUGCGUCCAUGAAGAUGUAGAGAAACCAAAGAAGGAGUUUGUGUAGAUGCCAGAUGGCAGACAAGGUAACUCUUGGUAGCUACCUUACAGAGUCAGUAAACCUAGACAUGAUCAAGACAAGCAUGGAAAUUUAUGCAGUACUUUUGAUAUCGUAUUCCAUAGGGACGUUGCCGGUUUUAUCAUUUACGAUGACUUCAAGAGAUUCGUCAGUGAUACUGCAGUUGAAGGUGUAAAUAGAGUAUUAGCUGAGCACAAGGAAAAGUGUUCCUCAGAUUAUAAAAUUAUGAAGCAUUUGUAAUGCAAAGGUGGUAAGCCAGGUUUGCUCACUAUUAAGGUAGCAAUUGAGAACAAACUACUCUAGAAUGCUGAUGUAAAUAAGCAUGAGACAAAGCUCUAAAAAGAUAUUUCAAAUUAGACUGAUGAAUUUAAAAAGUAGCAAUAGGAGUAGGAGGCACUUAAGAAAGGUUAAUCUGCACAAUUAGGUGAGAUCGAUGAGGAGGAUGUUGAAGAAGAAGAACCAAUGCCCAAGUCGGUCGUUUAACCUAAGUAUAAGAUAGUGUAUUCAUAUCCAGUAGAUUUGUAGGAUUCUUGGGAGGGCUUCAGUACUAAUGAAGGAUUUGAAAUUCAGAAGCCAGUUCAAAAGAUCCCUAAGGAGUUGACUGUUACAAUCAAUGUGCCUCAUGUGGAAUCAAUGAAGUUAGCCUUGCUUGAUAUUAACUAGACUAAUCUCAUAUUUGAAUACCCAAAUCUCUAUUAUCUUGACUUAAACUUGAAAUACAUUUGCGAUUCAAACCAAGGUAAUGCCAAAUUCGACAAAAAUAAGAAGACCCUUACUAUCAGAGUACCUGUUAAAGGAUUAACUGAAGAAUCUCAAAAAGUAUUUGAAGAAAAUUUGAAGAAAUACGAUGAAAUGAAGUAAAAGAAAGAUAAGGACAUUGAAAAUGGCAAACAAAGGGAAGAUGAGGAAAAGAAAGAGGAUGAAGAUAAAAAACAUAAAUUAGAUGGUAUUUCAGAAGCUACUUCAGGUGAAUCAAAUACAAUAUUGCCGAACAUUGACGUGAUUGGAGGGGAUAUUCUUGGAGAUUAGUAUAAGAAAGAUGAUGAUGAGGUAGACUUGAAAAAACUCAAGGAAGAAGCUUUAAAAGAAGAUCAAGUAAAGCAAGAUGAUCUCAGCAAACAAAGAGAAAAUUUCUUAAAAGUGUAUAAAGAGGAUUAAGAUAAUUAGGAUUUCGGAGAAGAUGAUGGAUAGCUCAAGGAAGUUAGAUUUAAAAAUACUCUUGGAGAUGAAGAUGGAAUUAAUUCAAACAUCAAAAUUACUGGUCUUAAUGAUUUGGCAAGCAAGCCUUUAAUCUAAGAAAUAAAGUAGAAUUCACAAGGAAAUGAGAAAACUAGUCAAGCAGAGUAAAAGAUAUAAGAAAAUGAGAGUAUAUUGCCUUAAGUAAAGCAAUAGGUCUUUGAUUGGGAUAAAACAGAAAGAAUCCAAGCAAAGUUCCAAUUUUUCCAUCAGAAGGAAUUCGUCUUUAUCAAUCUAAAUUUUAAGGGUUACAACAAGUUAACUGAUGUAAGAUUUGCAUUAUCUGAGAACGAAUUAGUGCUUGAAGUUAAGUACCCUUCAGCACUAUGGACAAAAGAUAACUAAGUAUUCUAGAUUAACAGGUUAUGUUAUACUUUACAUAAAGAAAUUGACGUUUCUCAAAGUAGUGUCGAAUUGCUUGUAGAUUUUAUUGCAAUCAAGUUGAAGAAACUUGAUAAGGAAUCUUCUUGGAGUUCACUGGGUUAUGAAAUCAAGGAUUUUACUAUUCCUAUGAGAGGUCAAAUGAAAUCUAACUUCCUUAAAAGAGAGGUACCAUAACAAGAAAAUAAAUCUGAUUAAAAAGAUAAUGGAGUUAAAGCUGAUGAUAAUGAAAAUAAGGAGAAUAAGUAAGAUGCUUCAAAUAUGGAUUAAAAAGACAACAAUCCUCAAUAGAGUGAGGAUGAGAAGUAAGCUGAGCAAAUUCAUAAUGAAAUUAAGAAAAGUGCUCUCCAAUUUAAUUUCAUGAAUUUAGAAUCAUCUGUCAUAUAUAAAAUAUACUGA
Messenger RNA from Stylonychia lemnae, 2466 nucleotides. The record is from the annotation of a GenBank genome assembly. Lineage: Eukaryota; Ciliophora; Spirotrichea; Sporadotrichida; Oxytrichidae.